Miscanthus lutarioriparius is the source of this 678-nucleotide messenger RNA. The record is from the annotation of a GenBank genome assembly. NCBI's taxonomy places the organism in Eukaryota, Viridiplantae, Streptophyta, Magnoliopsida, Poales, Poaceae.
AUGGUGAAGCGGUGGCUUCCCCUCGAGGCCAAUCCCGACGUCAUGAACCAGUUCAUGUGGGGGCUGGGGGUCCCCGAGGACGUGGGGUUCUGCGACGUGUACGGCCUCGAUGACGAGUUGCUCGCCAUGGUGCCCCAGCCGGUGCUCGCAGUCAUACUUCUCUACCCUCAGGACCGGAUCAAGGAAUCCCAAGCUUCAGCUACCUCGUCGGUGGAGACCAAGGAGCCCAGCAAGAAUGUAUAUUUCACAAAACAAACUGUUGGGAACGCCUGUGGCACAGUUGGUAUUAUUCAUGCACUGGGGAAUGCUACUUCCAGAAUCAAGCUUGCUGAGGGGUCAUAUUUCGAUAGAUUUUAUAAACGAACUGCUGACAUGGAUCCUAGCCAGCGUGCUACAUUUCUUGAGGAGGACGAGGAAAUGGAGAAUGCUCAUUCCAUUGCAGCUACUGCUGGUGACACAGAGGCCAAGGAUGGAGUAAUUGAACAUUACAUUUGUUUCUCUUGCGUCGAUGGAGAACUUUAUGAGCUUGAUGGGGGGACAUCACAGCCAAUACCCCAUGGGCCUUCCACUCCUGCUACCUUGUUGCAGGAUGGUGCAAAAGUUAUAAAAGCAAGACUUGCCUUGUAUUCCCAGUCAAACAACUUCAAUGUCAUGGCUCUUUCAGGCAAAGUGAUAUAG